AUGUGCGAGUUCGCGUCCGAGGAACCUAUAACGCAUUCGCCCGUCGAAUUGAGUCAGUGGGUCCGCGAACAGGUUGUAAAGUCAGAUGAGAAAAUAGAAAUUGUAGCAGCAGUUCCCGAAGAAGUUCUGAGCGAAGGAAAUGAAAUUUCAAAUACAGAUCAACUCGCAUUAGAAUCAACAGCAAAAGAUGGAUCCGCUGUUGUACAUCAAUAUAACGCUCUGCCUGGAAGAGGUCAUUCAACCAAUCGCAACGCACUUGGACAAUCUUCCUCUAACUAUCAUGGCCCACCGCCACCUCCCAUAGAAGCAACUGACAAAUCUUUUUCCGAACAUCCUGGAAAUGAUGUAUAUGAGCAAGGACCUGGUGAGCAAUUGCACCCAGAACAUUUACUUGGAGUACAUGGACAAGAAGACUGGCCAGUAUCUACUACAAAAACCCCUAAAAUCAUCUCACUAGAUGUGAAAUGCGAGCGAAAUUCUAUGAAAGUAUUUAUAGCCUUUGAUAAGCCAUUCUACGGUAUAAUUUUUUCAAAGGGGCAUUACAGUAAUCCGGCAUGCGUGCAUUUAAAACCAGGUCAAGGGAGCAGUAACGCAAAUUUUGAAAUUGGUAUUCAUCAUUGUGGGACAGCAGGCAAUACGGAGAAUGGAUACUACGGGUAUGGAUCGGAAUCCGGCUCUGGUACAUAUUUCGAGAAUGUUAUAGUCAUCCAGUACGAUCCUCAAGUACAGGAAAUUUGGGACCAAGCUAGAAAAUUGAGAUGCACGUGGCACGAUCAGUAUGAGAAAAGAGUUACUUUCCGUCCGUUCCCUGUAGACAUGCUUGAAAUCAUUCGAGCAGACUUCGCUGGUGAUAAUGUAGGUUGCUGGAUGCAGAUUCAAGUAGGGCGUGGGCCUUGGGCUUCAGAAGUAUCAGGACUCGUGAAGAUUGGUCAAGCUAUGACGAUGGUUUUAGCUAUAAAGGACUACGAUUCUAAAUUCGACAUGCUUGUACGAAACUGCAUGGCUCACGAUGGUAAACACGCCCCAAUUCAGCUUGUAGAUAGAUAUGGCUGUGUUACACGCCCUAAACUAAUGUCCAGGUUUACAAAGAUCAAGAAUUUCGGAGCUAGUGCCAGUAUAUUGAGUUACGCACAUUUCCAAGCGUUCAAGUUCCCUGAUUCUAUGGAGGUGCAUUUCCAAUGUACGAUACAGAUCUGUAGGCACCGUUGCCCAGAACAAUGUGAUAAACAAGCGGGUUCGUAUUCUGAAUUAUAUGGCCCGGCAUAUGUAGGAAGCAGAGAAAAGCGUGCUGCCGACCCUAAGCAGGAGGUCGGCCUGAACAAAGUCAUUCGCGUUGUAUCAACGGGCGAUCUGACAUUCCCCGUAGCCGAAUCAGCUAAUUCGACAAACACGAGCACGUUAGUGUUCCCGGCUAGAAACGAUGGAAUCAUGUGCAUGGCCACUAUUAGUUUUAUGAUUGCUUUGGUAGUUCUUCUCUUAUGCCUCGCAAUGUCAUGCUUAUUCAGUGCAUUCUUGUGGAUUAAAUUGCGGUCGUUCUCUCAAGUGAAUAGGAAACUUCAAAAAACUAACAAACCACUCACUUUUAAGAAAUCAACAACACAUGGGAGUCAUGUUUACUCAUAA
Messenger RNA from Ctenocephalides felis (cat flea), 1623 nucleotides. RefSeq lists its product as uncharacterized. The transcript is spliced from 3 exons. Bases 1 to 1623 code for a protein of 540 amino acids. Lineage: Eukaryota; Metazoa; Arthropoda; Insecta; Siphonaptera; Pulicidae. The record is from RefSeq and is a predicted model, not a curated record.